Molecule: messenger RNA, 1731 nt
Organism: Colletotrichum truncatum
Lineage: Eukaryota; Fungi; Ascomycota; Sordariomycetes; Glomerellales; Glomerellaceae
Product: putative alpha methylacyl-CoA racemase
Molecular function (GO): catalytic activity
Source: RefSeq, a predicted model, not a curated record
AUGGCUUCAGACAAGAUUCCUGACGUCUACGGACCUGGUACCUUUACAGACAAAACCUUUACAUCAGUACCAGAGGAUACGGAGCGUAUCUUUCGCCUCAUCGUUAGCCAGACUCCUGGCUUUACACAAGAUGAACAGGUUCUCUCAAAAGUGCGAUUCACCGGAGAGUCUUAUCCUGUGAUUCCCGGCCCUAUCAAGGCAACCUCCGUUGCUGCUGCCUUGCAUGCCAUGACUGGUGUCUUGGCCGACGAAAUUCUUGCCAUUAGAGGCGUCAAGAACGAUGAGCGUCAAAUCUCCGUCAACACCACACAUGCCGCAAUCUGGUUUGGCUGCAUUGCGACUGCUUUUCUGGAUGGCGUUGAUGUCGUUAGCUUGGUCAAGGAAGGAAAGCUCAAGCAGCUGCUCCCCGAUUGGGAGCGAGGCUGGACCGACACACCCCUCAAGUACCGAACUACCGGUCUAUACCCUACAAACAACCCUGAAGUAUGGUACUCCCUACACGGAAGCAUGAAUGCCGAACCAGUACUCCGCUCCAUUGGCGUCGACCCUUCUACUUCGAUUACAACACCGGAGGAGGCGGCAUCGCAUAUCGCUCAACAUACCUCGAAAUUGAGCCCUGAAAAGAUGGAGAUGACGAAUCUCCUGAAUGGUUUCUGUGGAAGCAUCUGCUUCACACCAAAGCAAUGGCGCGAAUCUGAAAUGGGUCGCUCGCUCUCAAGUCACCCCUUGGUCAAUGUCAAGAAGCAAGAGCAAACGAUUCCCACUCCUCCCGUCGCCUUCCCCCCACUGAAACCGAACGACAAGCGUCCGCUGGCCGGUGUUAAGGUUGUUGAAAUGACGCGUGUCAUCGCCGGUCCAGAAAUUGGAACGAUUUUGGCUGCUUAUGGUGCGGACGUAAUUCGGAUCAACCCUCCUCACUUGCCUGAUAUCAACAUCAUGCAGUUGUCUCUCAAUGCUGGCAAGCGAACAAUCGCUAUUGACCUUCGGAAAGAAGAUGACGCUGCCCUCUUAAAGUCCCUCGUUGCCGAGUCUGAUGUUUUCAUCCAAGGCUUCCGCAUCAACAAGAUGCCCAAGUAUGGCCUUGGCCUUAAUGACCUAUUGAAGAUGGCCGGCGAGCGUGGCCGUGGCAUAGUCUACGUAAGCGAGAACUGCUACGGCCCUGACGGGUACUAUGCCGAGCGCCCUGGCUGGCAACAGAUUGCGGAUGCUGCUGCCGGAUCCGCGUAUGUUACCGGAAGAUCACUCAAGCUGCCCAAUAAUGAAGCGGUACUUCCUAGUUUGCCCAUCUCCGAUAUGUCAACAGGAGUACUUGGCGCGGUUGGCGCCAUGUUGGGUCUGAAGAGACGAGCAGUCGAGGGAGGAAGCUACUAUUCUCACGCCAGCCUUACGGGAGUUAAUGCGUACGCCCUGACUGAGGAAGUGGGUCUUUACCCAGAGACUACUGUGGAGGAAUGCAAGGAGCGCUUCCAAUGGGGCGAGAUGAGAGGAGCACACCACGUUCUAGACCUUCUUGUCACUGUCUGGAACGGUUGGAAGAGGGUUCUCGGAGACUAUCUGCAACCUGAGAGUGGUUGGUUCCAGAGUUUCGAUGCCAGCGCUUUUGACAAGAAACGGUUGAGCAUCCUUAGGCCAGUCGUCAAAUUUGAAGGAGAACAAGAGACAACUCCAGAGUGGAAGACUCCAAGCGUGCCAUACGCAUAUGAAAGGGCAGAUAAAGUCAGGUUCUUGUAA